Penicillium chermesinum is the source of this 954-nucleotide messenger RNA. RefSeq lists its product as uncharacterized. Lineage: Eukaryota; Fungi; Ascomycota; Eurotiomycetes; Eurotiales; Aspergillaceae. Gene Ontology annotation, molecular function: protein binding. The record is from RefSeq and is a predicted model, not a curated record. Gene Ontology annotation, biological process: Golgi organization. The coding region runs from base 1 to 954 and encodes 317 amino acids. Gene Ontology annotation, cellular component: Golgi apparatus. The transcript is spliced from 3 exons.
AUGUUCGGGGCGCUUAACCGGUUUAUCGGGCGCCUUGAUGGCGAGCCUGCCCAGCAACCUCGAAGCGGACCCAGUGAUAGCGCCUUCGGUUUCCAGGUACUUCGCAACAAAGAUCCCGAGCUGCCCUUAGAGCCUUGGUUUGAUUUUAUUGUGGGAAUAAAUGGACACCCGAUCGAGGAUCCCGAUCCGAAUCUCUUUGCGACGGAGGUCCGCAACUGCGCGGGGUCCAACCUGACUCUAGAAAUAUGGAGCGCAAAGCAUAUAUGGCAUAUCCUCUCAAUCCCCUCAUCAGAGAGCCCAGCAUACCGGGCGGGGCUUCUGCCGCACUCAGACUACAUUAUCGGAACGCCCAGUGGAACUCUACGUGGGGAGUCUGCCCUGGGAGAGCUGGUUGAAGACCACCUAGAUCGAACCCUGGUCUUAUGGGUGUAUAAUAGUGAAUUCGAUGUUGUGAGAGAAGUGGAACUUGUCCCGACCAGGAACUGGGGCGGCGAGGGUGCUGUCGGGGCAGAGUUGGGAUAUGGUGCUUUACACCGACUUCCUGUCGGAUUGGGUGAAGAGGUAGAGGGACCUGGCGAGGUCGUUUUCGAAAGCCGUGAGGACGGUGCUUCCGAAACUGUCCUUGGAGCUACCGGUGCAGGAAACCCCCCAGCGGCUCCUACGAACUUCCUUGUCCCAGCAAACAUGACGGCCGCACCACCUCUAACAUCACAAAUAAGGCCUAGUCCUUCCCCCGAUAACAGAUCAUCGUCCAGUCGGCGUGGCAAGCCCCGCCCAGCAGCUUUCGAUGAUUACUUUGCCGAAGGUGAACAGAAAAGCCGCGAGGAGGACUUUGCUCCUACUCGCAAGUCGCCUUUGCCCCCGCCUCCGAAAGCAGGCUUCUCACCUCCACCCCACGAUACACCUGCAGUGGAACAAGUGGAGGGAGCGCCGGGCCCGACGGAGGAAGGUUAA